AUGUCUUCUGAGCCUACAUCUGCAACCAUUGCCUCUCAAAGGAAAUAUAAUUCCGAUAUAGGGUUUAAGAAAUGUUGUUUAUUAGAACUUGAAAGAAUGAUUUUGGAAAAAAUACCAAGUUCUACCAUAAAAGCUAAGCUACAUAUUGAGAGUAGAAUUAAAACUUUGAAAAAAGAAUGGGGCUUUAUUCAUGAUAUGGUGCAAGGUAAAGACACAAGUGGGCUUGGUUGGAAUGAGCAAAAGCACAUGGUUUAUGCUGAAGAUGCAAUUUGGGACUCAUACUUAACUAGUCAUAAAGAAGCUACAACAUUUAGAACAAGAAGUUUUAAGUUUUAUAAUGAGUUAUCUGCAAUAUAUUCUAAAGAUCGUGCAACUGGAAAAGAUACACAGACAACAGAUGAUGUAGUUGAAGAAAUACAAGCUGAAGAACAAAACGAUAUAAGAGUUGAUACAGAUGAUAGUGCAUUUGUUGUUUUGGAUGAUUUUGAUUUCAUGAGUACCCAGCUAAUAAGCAAUACGAUGCCAAAAGUUGGUAAGAACUUGUCUGAUGGCCUUCAAUAUGAUCAUGAUAUGGAUAUGUUUCAGAAGCUUGAUCGUGUAUUACAAGAGGUUGAUGGUUUGAUUUUAGAUGAAAUGGACCUUGUUUCGUUAAAGCUCACUUAUUGUAACACCCCGUAA
Messenger RNA from Ipomoea triloba (trilobed morning glory), 678 nucleotides. RefSeq lists its product as uncharacterized. The transcript is spliced from 4 exons. The coding region runs from base 1 to 678 and encodes 225 amino acids. Lineage: Eukaryota; Viridiplantae; Streptophyta; Magnoliopsida; Solanales; Convolvulaceae. The record is from RefSeq and is a predicted model, not a curated record.